AUGUCUAGCGUAAAGACGGCCGGCCCCGAGGGCAACACCCUCUUCACCCGGGACCACCUCUUCAACCUCACCGGCAAAGUCGCCCUCGUCACCGGCGGCGGCACCGGCAUCGGUCUCAUGGCCACCCAGGCCCUCGCCGCCAACGGCGCAAAGGUCUACAUCACCUCCCGCAACCGCGACAAGCUCACCAACACGGUCGAGACCUACGGCAAGAACGUCCCCGGCGAGAUCAUCCCCAUCCAGGCCGACGUCACCAACAAGGACGACAUCCGCAAGCUCGUCGACGAGAUCUCGGCCCGCGAGAAGUGCCUCUGCAUCCUCGUCAACAACGCCGGCGUCUCGUCGUCCCCCGUCGAGGUCGAGUCCGACGACGCCCACGACAUGAAGAAGUCCCUCUUCGACGGCGAGAAGGCCGACUUCGCCGACUGGACCGACGUCUACAAGACCAACGUCGCCGCCGUCUACUACGUCGCCGCCUCCUUCCUCCCCCUCCUCCAGAAGAGCACCGACCUGCACGACGGCUGGUCCUCCACCAUCAUCAACAUCAGCAGCAUCAGCGGCAUGAUCAAGAAGUCCCAGCACCACUUCUCCUACAACGCCUCCAAGGCCGCCGCCAUCCACGUCAACCGCAUGCUCGCCGAGGAGAUCGCCAGCAACGGCGUCAAGAUCCGCGUCAACAGCAUCGCCCCCGGCGUCUUCCCGAGCGAGAUGACCACCAAGGAGUCCUCGGACGACGCGCAGAAGAGCGAGCUGCCGAAGGAGAAGUACGCAAAGAUCCCCGCCGAACGGCCCGGUAAGGAUGAGGAUAUGGCGGCCACCGUGCUGUUCUUCGCGUGUAAUCAGUACUUGAACGGGCAGACUGUUGCCGUUGAUGGAGGGUACACGCUCCAUGCUGGAUUGUAG
Molecule: messenger RNA, 903 nt
Organism: Colletotrichum karsti
Lineage: Eukaryota; Fungi; Ascomycota; Sordariomycetes; Glomerellales; Glomerellaceae
Product: short-chain dehydrogenase
Exons: 1
Coding region: 1-903 (300 amino acids)
Molecular function (GO): oxidoreductase activity
Source: RefSeq, a predicted model, not a curated record